Molecule: messenger RNA, 1222 nt
Organism: Sesamum indicum (sesame)
Lineage: Eukaryota; Viridiplantae; Streptophyta; Magnoliopsida; Lamiales; Pedaliaceae
Source: RefSeq, a predicted model, not a curated record
AAUUGCCUAUCUCUCACCUGCUUGCCUGAUUUUAGAUUCUCUGUACGUAACUGGGACUAAAUCAUGACUUCUUGGAUCUCUGCAAUCUGCACUAUCUUCAGAUGAUACACCCAAAUUUGAAGACAUGGCCGGAAAAGUCUAUUAGAACAACAGCAGCAGCAGCAGCAUGCAGACAGUAGACGAAUCUCCAUAAGUUCACAAACCCUCAUUUAAUUUACUCAAAAGAACAAUUAGUGGUAGCUGAUUAAUUCAGAAUGAGCUAUUUAAUUUAAUUCAUUUUCUGCCUACAAAGACUGGCUUGGAAACUGCUGUUAAAAUGUUUGGAGAAAAGCAAAUUGGUAAUAAAUCAAAUACAAAAAAACAAAAAGAAGAAGAAAAUAUUGAAUAAUUGCUAAUAAUAGUAAAUGUGACGAAUCCGGAAUGGCUGCUGCAGCUGCCAUCUUCUUAUCCUUUUCUUAUCCUUUCUCGGAACUCAAUCGACAAUCCCACCUCGAAACACGCACCAACCUUCCAAUCCAGAUACUCUUUUACACAAUCUCUCAUCUACGCCCACUAAUUAAACAAACUAACCAGAAAAAGAGAGAGAAACCGAAAAUGAGAGAACAAGAUCGGCAGACAAGAGUGCUGUACGAGCUCUGUUCAAUGAUCAUUCACAUCCUCCGUUCACCGCCGCUGCCCAUUUCCUUCCCCAGCCUCUCUUUAUUGUCUUCUCCGCCGUCUUCUUCCUCGUCUCCGCCGGCCCAGAUUUCCCCGGCGGCUUUUGGGUCGCUUUUUAUUGGGAUCUCGAUCGCGUUGAUGCUCUUCGGAUCAGUUACUUUUGUGAUCGGAUUGAUUCUGAUGCCACUGGUGAUAACGCUGGUUUUGCUGUUUUAUUUUGUGGGAAUUGUUUCCAAUUUGUCGGAAAUUGGUCGCGACAUUCUCUGGCCUUCCCCUGAUUCCAUCAAGUUUGAACCAGCGUGGAAUUAUUCAAGCUGAGGGAUCCACUCCAAGAAUAAAAGACACAGUUCAUUUUUGCAGCCAGAAAGAGUUGGAAAAGAUUAGAGUUUUGGUCUAAUGCCCAUGAUCUCGAUUGUAGAAUCGAAUCUCAGCCAUGUGUUGUACGGGUUGAUGAUAUGCAAAUCAUAGUACUUGGAAAUCACUAAAGUGUAUGAAACAAUGUAGCUCCUUUAACGACCAUUUCCCCUCUAUAGUCUCAUUCAAUGUAACUUGGUUUGCUUCUUCA